Molecule: messenger RNA, 2917 nt
Organism: Penicillium brasilianum
Lineage: Eukaryota; Fungi; Ascomycota; Eurotiomycetes; Eurotiales; Aspergillaceae
Source: the annotation of a GenBank genome assembly
CUAGAAGUCUCUGCCAUGAGGUGACUGAAAGCGCGCUAAGGUUGUUCCCCAAACUUUCCGAAUUCAACCUCUCCCCUCCUUCUACCCAAGUUUUGACUUCACUGGACACUUCAAGCUCGUCCUCGGCCAGGAGUGAUCUCGUUAGAGCUAUUGAAACACAGAACAUACCACUGACUGUUGGUGCUAAACAAGGCACAUAGCUCCGGACGACCCUGAAUUUGCAAGCGGGCCCAAGCUCUCGCCGCUAAUUUUGGCCGCAACUCUUCAUGUCAACUCUGCAACGCGUCCUUUCCCCCCCACUGAUCGCAUCCACAGAGCCUCUCUGAAGACUACUCGGGGCAAAGCCGCCACCAUGGGGAAGAAACAGCAGUAUAUCCCACCCCUCAUCGGGUGGCUAUACGAUUUGGUCCUUUGGACGUUCUCCGUUCUCAUCGACCUCUUCUUCCGCGAGGUGCACCCGCGUGGAUCUUGGAAGAUCCCUCGUCGAGGCCCUAUUAUCAUUGUCGCUGCCCCUCAUGCGAACCAGUUCGUCGAUUCCCUCGUCCUCAUGCGCGUCAUUCGCAGCGAAGCCCACCGUCGGAUCUCAUGGCUCAUUGCGGAAAAGUCGUUCCGGCGCAAGUUCAUCGGUCUGCUGGCUAGGGGUAUUGGAACAUUGCCCGUGGCGCGCGCUAUGGACAAUUUGAAGCCGGGGACUGGCACCGUAUAUCUUCCCGACCCGAUCAAUGAACCCACCCUCCUGCGCGGCGUCGGCACCAACUUUGAAGGUGCUGGAUUUGAGGCAGAAGGCACAAUUGCACUACCCACGAUCAACGGGACGUCGCACAGUACGGCUAUUGCGGAAAUUCGAGGCCCCGAGGAGUUGAUCCUCAAGAAGCCUUUCAAGCACAGAGAUGCUCUGUUCCAGCUGACGGGCAGGAAGGAUAUUGAUGGUGAUGGCAAGUUUACCGGGGAUGCGGCGGAUAAGGACCCGGAAUUCAAGGGCACAAAGUUCAAGUUUGCGCCGCAUGUGGAUCAGACGGCAGUCUACGAGGCUGUGUUUGCGAGAUUGAAUGCUGGUGGCUGUGUGGGUAUCUUCCCCGAGGGUGGUAGUCAUGACCGCCCGUCUCUGCUUCCUCUGAAAGCUGGUGUGGCUCUGAUGGCCUUGGGAACUCUUGCGGACAACCCGGACUGUGGCUUGAAGAUUGUACCCUGUGGCAUGAACUAUUUCCAUGCUCAUAAGUUCCGAUCUCGUGCCGUUAUCGAAUUUGGUAACCCCAUUGAAGUCCCAAAAGAGCUGGUAGAGCAAUUCAAGCAGGGCGAACGACGCGAGUCUGUUGGUGCCCUGCUGGACAUUAUCUACCAAAGUCUCAUUGCUGUCACCGUGACUAGCCCUGAUUAUGAGACUCUGAUGGUUAUCCAAGCUGCUCGCCGCCUGUACAACACCAAAGGAAAGAAACUUCCCCUGCCGAUGGUCGUAGAGCUCAACCGCCGCCUUGUGAAAGGUUAUGCACACUUCAAGGAUGAUCCUCGAAUCGUGCAUCUUCGGGACUCGAUUGCAAGCUAUAAUAAGCAGCUUCGUCUCCUCGGUAUCCGGGACCACCAAGUGGGCUAUGCCAAAUUCUCGAUCCUGCAAGUGAUUGCUACACUGAUCUACCGCCUGGGCAAAUUGGCCCUCCUCACCAUCGGAACUCUACCCGGUCUGCUCCUCUUCACUCCGGUCUUUAUUGCAACCAAGUAUCUGUCCAUGAAGAAAUCAAAGGAAGCGUUGGCAGCAUCAACCGUCAAGUUGCAGGGUCGUGAUGUGAUGGCGACUUGGAAGCUGCUCAUUGCCCUUGCAUUCGCUCCGGCUGUCUACGCAUCUUACACAGCUACGUUUACCUAUUGGACGUAUCGGAACCGAAUUCAGGGCCUCGUGCCUGAAUGGGUGCCGCUUUGGUUGAUCGUGAUAAUUGGCAUGGUGGGCUUCCCAACCAUCACGUUUGCCGCUCUCCGCAUCGGCGAAGUAGGCAUGGACAUAGUCAAAUCUCUUCGACCGCUGGUACUGUCCUUGAAUCCGUCUUCUGCCAAUUCGCUGGUCAAAUUGCGCGAAACGCGCGCGACGCUUGCCCAGCAGGUCACUGAUGCAAUCAACACGAUGGGCCCCGAGCUCUUCCCCGAUUUCGACGCCGCCCGGAUCGUUACUGAUCCCUUCCGUGAGGCUAGCGAAGAAUCUGCCGCUGUGCGCGAAGCACACGAGCCGAAGCACACGCGUGAGCCCGAGACGGGCGAGAGUUGGACUUCAUCGGAGCCUCUGCCACGCAACGAGUCGUUCCACAACUUGGCCAACAUUGGCUUCUUCUCUACCCGACCUCCCAGCCGGAACCGUAGUCGCAGCAGCUCUGCUGGGCCAAGACCAGGCUCGCGACAUGGAAUGAAACCGCUGAGUCCCAUGACCGUCCAGAAAGAUACGCUGGAGGACGUUAGUUCGCGGAUCCGGGAUGCUAUGAGAGAGCGGGGUGAGCGACGUCGACGCCGAAGUGAGGAUGGGAGCUGGGACAUGGCCAGCUCGGGGACAAGGACGCCGUCUAGUGGAGACGAAUUGAGGAAGGAUAUGUGAUCUUUGAUGACCUAUUAUGAUGGCCGUGUUUCGGCAUCUUGAAACGAUUUCUUGUAACCCAUUUUUAUGCAUUUCAUAUGACCCACAAUGCGAGAUAUCCCCUGUGUUUUGUUGGAGAAUGUUUACCCAAGAAUGUUCAUACCUAGACAUGGAAUUUGCAGUCCGAGCCCUGUCUGCUAGAGAAAUAGUGUAUACUGAUCCGUAGCACGGGACAGGUUUAGGUAUACUCAACAUACGCCGAGGCAAGCGGCAGUAGCUCUGAAUGUGAAGCCGGGAACGGAUGCUCACCUCGGACCGCCCAGCUUCUGUUUCUGGGCUCAACUUGGAGCACUGUGCAGGCGG